AUGGGAUGGCCGUUUAUCUGGGCAGAGUAUCGCCGUUCAUCGUUGGAAGUAGAUAGAGUUCCACGCUUUCAACUUCCACGUCUGCUGCCACGCUGUUGAUGCCACGAAGCUGUUGUAUCUUGUGCCAGACGAAGUCUCUCGGUGGCCUUCGCAGUACGAACAGGGCAAAGAUAAGGACACCUUGAAGAGCGUUUAUAAGGUCGAAGGAGGACCAGUCGAACGAGUCCCCGUCGACGAACCAGGAUAUCAGUUCCAUCAUCCAGUUGAAGCCCAUCAACGAGAACACGAUCAUGCAAACGAUCGCGGUGCGCAUAAGACGGCGCAGGUACUUCCGGUCGAGCCGAUCGGACUGCUGAUUUCUCGCCAGACGCCUCAAGUCAAGAUCCCUUUGGUAUUUCGUCAACUUGACGAAAAUGAAAACGAAAAGCAACACGUUGCCAAGGAGCAGCAGCCCGACCGGAGCAGCCUGCCUUGCCGGAGUUUGGCUUUACGUAAGUGGCGGGUAUUAUCGGGCCGAGGUCCAUGAUCAUCGAGACUAGGAUAAGUAUCACCGAGGGACCCCAGCACCAUAAAGAGUACCAAAAGAACAACGUCUUCGGCUUCAUCCGUUUGUACGUCUCCCGGUCCACGUAGACGCGCACCAAUGACCACAUCUCGAUGCACAUGGCGUUCAGCCAGAAGAAGCACGCGACAAAGGAGAACUGGACGACGAACGCUGGAAAUGCCAAUUUUUCGUCUCGAAAGAAUCGCAUGGACUUUACUUUUAUAUAUCGUGUAACGUGCCAUCUAUCUAUCUAAACCAGCUUCUCCUGAUUCACCGAAUGCAAUAUGAGAGAUUUCAUGAAUUCAGAGAGUUCAUG
Messenger RNA from Heterotrigona itama, 860 nucleotides. The record is from the annotation of a GenBank genome assembly. Lineage: Eukaryota; Metazoa; Arthropoda; Insecta; Hymenoptera; Apidae.